AUGACCGGUGAUCAAAUCCCGAGGAAGAUGUUCAAAUGGCUGUGCUGGCAGAGAUGGGUCGUCAAACCAAGGAUGCGCAAGGCCGACGGUGCGGGAGAUGACGCUUGGUCCAACCUUGACCGGCUAGCUCUCCACCUCGCUAAUCGGGGGAAAAUAACAUUGCUCCAUGUUCAACAGAAAGAUUUUGGAAGACCUCAUUUGGCUUUGCUCAGCUGGUGUUCCGAGCGAUCUUACGAUGUUAGUAAAUUUCAGCAAAGGGUUGCUAAUUAUCCCUUCGAUGAUCACAAUCCUCCUAAAAUUGAAGUAAUUAAACCAUUUUGUGAGGAUGUUCACACUUGGUUGUCGCAAGAUUCUAAUAAUGUUGCUGCGGUUCAUUGCAAAGCUGGAAAGGGUAGAACGGGUGUUAUGGUUUGUUGUUAUAUGAUUCAUGCUAAACUUUUCGAAACAGCAAAUGAAGCACUAAACUAUUAUGGUCAUAUGCGAACAACUGAUACGAAGGGCGUUACUAUUCCUUCACAAAGAAGGUAUGUGAACUACUAUGCGAGUUUGGUGCAAGAAGGUUUAGAAUAUUCUCCAGUUACAUUAACGAUUCGGGAAAUACGUCUUGAACCACUUCCGAAUCUUUUUAAUGGAACCCAGGGAUGUGUAAUGUUUGUUAUCUCUGAAGGAAAAGAUAAAGUCUUUACUUCUGAACAGUAUGACGUUAAAAAGGGAGGUUCUUAUAUUUCAAUAAAAUUGGAAGUACCUCCGGUACAAGGGGAUAUUAAAGUGGAGUUCUUUAGCAAACAAAAAAUGAUUAGAAAGGAGAAAAUGUUCCAUUUUUGGUUUAACACUUUCUUUGUCCGGGAAGAGUUUAAAGGAGGUGAAAAUGGUAAUUCAGAAUGUAAUGAGGUUAUGCCAGAACGUUCCCUGAGCUGCGUUGAGCAGCGAACUUCAAAUCCGCCUCAACUCUACAAGCCGAGGGCGAACUCAUUGGUGAACUUAGAAACUGAAGGUCUCCCUUUAAUAUUAAGGAUCGAUAAAUGGGAUCUGGAUGAUGCUCACAAAGACAAAGGAAACAAAGUUUAUCCAUCGGAUUUUAGGGUAAGUGUGGUAAUGAGUCGAGUUGGUGCUCUUUGGACGAGGAGAGGACCUGGGAUUUCUCGUGAAACUCCCUCAGAGUCUUCAGAUGAUACGACUGAGUCAUCAACCGCUGAUGAAGACGAAGACGGCUGGGAGUCGGUUGAAGCUGGUGUCGGGCGGUACAGCCUCCUCACAGAUCUCAUCCUUAGUGGGCCUCCCUCAUGAUUGGCUAUUCUUGAUAUCCUUGCGCUCUCUAGCUAUCUGCUAUCUUAAUCUUUUGCUCGGUUGACAAGACUCUGAGGGACAAGAUGCGAACUGCUUGAAUGUUGACAGACUUAAAAUUAUUACAUAUAAAUGUUAUGUAUUUAUUAGUACUUAUAUACCAUUUAUAUGUAUAUGUUAUGUUAUGGUUCAGAUCUAAUGCAUAUUCUUGGCAAAUCACUUUCAUAAAAAUGGUCUUUAUAAUUUCCCCCCCUAAUCUUAUUAAGAAAUAUAGUACUGAUAUGCUUAUUCUUUUUUUUUUUCUUUUUUUUUUUUGAAAUUAAAAGCUUUGGGCAAGGAAAACCGCUGGCCAUGUCAUAAGAAGUUUUUUUUUUAUUUCAUAGCGCAUUAUGAAUUAUUCUUUUCUGACUAGAACUAACGAUUUUCUUGCCCUAGCGUAGUGUUUUAGAGAAAACAAUAGAUGUGCAUUACUUAUGCCUGUCAAUAAAAUAAAUUUAUGAGUCGUGUAUGUACAUACAGAUAUAUAUUUAAAACUUGUACCUGAUUCUGCAUGGUGAUUACAGUGGGUUUGCAAUAAAUGUAUAUAUGAAGGAAUGGACAUGCAUUCCCUAUAAGAUAUUGGUGAAUUAAGUCACUGUACGUAUAUGUGUAGUGCUUAGAAUUUUUUUUUUUUUUUUAUUAAAUAAUAAUUCUAAAUUAUCUUUUUUUUUUUUACGUAAAUUAGAAUUUAAGUCAUUUCACAACUCGUAGUGAUUUUUUUGUGUAAUUUACUUGGUUACUUUUUAAAAAUUUUGUUUAUUUAUAGAAAUUUCUACUUCUAUUAAAAAAAAAAAAUGAUUAAAAAUCAUAAAUUUUACAUAAUGAUGUUAUUCAUUAUGUAUUUAUUUAUUUAUUUGUGACUUCUACAUACAUUGUAGAUAAACCUUGAAAUGUUAAUUAGUAAGAUGAUUUAAAUGCCAUAUUUAGAGAAUUUAUGCUCAGUAGAAUAUAAGAAAAAUCUCAUUUCAUUGUUUAUUAUUUAUUUUGAAUAAAUAUAAUUGUUUUUGUUUUCCUUCUUAAAUUUAUUUAUUUUUAGAACAUUUAAAUUAAUGCUACUUAAUAAAAAUAAAUUGUGGUAGAUAAAAUUUCUGGAAUCCAGGCUUUAUUUAAAAAUCUAUUGGAUUUAAAAAAUAUAUAUAUUAUUUCAUGUAUUAAAUGUUUUCUCUCUUUUUUUUUUUUAAAUUUUUAUUUUAGUUGUGUACAUUACGUGAAAUUUAUUGUUUAAGCUUACUUGUUAAUUGUUUACUUUUAACUAAUUGCUGUAGAAAUUAUAGAUAGGGUAUUUAAUAUAUUGUUAAUUAGGAUUGUUUAUGUUUUGUACAUACAAAAAAUUUCGUCUUGUGCAUAUUUUUUACUACUUGCCUUUUGUACACCUUAAUAUGUGUUACAAAUAGAGUUAUUAGAGAUAGUGUUUUUAUUUUAUUGAGAAAGUUCAGUAAAAAAAUUUUUGAAAUAUGGAUGAUAGAACAAAGUAUGAGUGAUUUUUGUGAAUUGGACCGUUAUAAAAAUAAAAAUUCUUAACUGCUCUUUUCGCAUUUUAAGAAAACAAUCAUUACCUAUAAGUGAUAUUGAGUAGUUACUUUAAAAAAAUUAUGUUAAAAUUUUCAAUGUGAUGUAAUAUACAGGGACGGGAAUGUCUUAUGUUUCCAAGCUAUUAGCAUUUAUAUAAAAAUAUAACUUUGAAUUUGAGUUCUUUAUGUAUGUUUUUAAUAGAAGUAUAUUGUCAAUUGUAGUUACCAAUGAUAUAUGUUUUACUUUUAAACAAUUACUUUCAAUUUAUGACGAGAGGAGUAAAUUUUUAUAAUAAAUUUGUUGGGCAUUGUAAUGGCAGUCCUUUCCCUGGUUAUCUAUGAUAGUAUUGGAUAAUCUAAUGUCAGUAUUUAAAGUUAAGUUUUUUAUUUUUUAUUAUUAUUAUGAUUAUUAUAAUCAUCCUCCCCAAAGCGGUCAGCAUUAUUUCAUAAUGAAUGAUAGUAGGUGAUGAAUGCUUGAAGACUUUUUAUGUAAUAUUAUUUGAUCUCUUUAUAUUUACUAACAUAAAAAUGAACUUGAUUAUAAAAGAGCCAUCGUUAAAUGUGCCUAUUAAUAAAAUCGGUCGAGUAAAACAUGUAAACUAUUGAUAUUUACUUAAAAUUGUCAUUUGAAUUUGUUGUAUUAUACUUCGCCUCAGUGCACAUUUGGCUUCUUUACGUAUGAUUAUUUAAAAAUGAAUUGGAAUGACUUAGUGGAAAUUCAUUGCAGAAAUUGGGUAUUUUUUAUUUCUGUAAUAGAGAACAUUAUCAAUGGAACAAAUACUCAAAUCUCUUCAAUAAAUGUUCGCUAUUUAAAAUUGGAAAUUAAAAUAAUUUAAAAAUAAAAAAAAGAUUAUAAGGGCUGAACGGGUGUUCUUGUACAAACUAGUUAUAACAACUCAAGAGAAAGGUAUUUUGUAUUAUAGGAGUAACAAUUUUAUAUAAAUAAUUUUGUAUAUAUGUAUUCUAUACAUGUAUACUAUGUUUGUGUGAUUUUUUGUUAUAUUUCACAGUAAAAAUUUUAAUACUGUCUAAAUAUAUAUAUUUUUUUUGUAUAAUGAGAACUAAAGAAAUUUGUAUGUACUAUAUAUAAUCUAUUAUUGUCUUUCUAAAAGUGAAAAUCUAGACUUAUGUGAUACAAAUUGGAUAUGUACUUUAGUUGAACUCAACUAAUGGAUUACAGUAUCUGUUUUCACAUGUUGUAUCUUUUUAUCUUCCCUAUCCUUAUGGUGUUUGUCUGAAAGUUAAUAUGGUUCCUGUGGGUUCUAUUAGUUCUCAAUGAAAAAGUAAUUUUCUCUAUUGGUUUAAGGAAUCUCUUAUUUUUAUGCAUGCUUCAUUUUUCUUUUGUUUACUAUUUCAUAAGCGAAUGAUCCUUAACAUUAAAAUUUGUGAUACGAAGUAAAGGAACCAUUGAAAUAAAGUUCACUUGGCAUUCCUGAAACUUGUUCAUUUUUAUUAAAAUUUGAGUAAUAAACAAUAAACUAACACUAUAAACAAAAUUAACAACAUUAAUUAUUUUUUAUGUAUUAACAUUUUACGUUUUGCUUUAUUAUUAUUAUCAAGAUUUUGAAUUGUAUUUAAUCCAAAAAAAUAAACUAUUGAAUUUUAUCGAAGGUUAUCGCAAAGAGAUGAAGUUUUAUUGUAUAUCUGUUUUAGAACUCCUAGAACAUUUUAAUGGAAGAUAUUAGUGAUUUUUGGAGGUUUUGCAGUCUUCUACAGUCACUUCUAAUUGAGUCAGUGUUAAAAAUUUGUAUAUUGAGUAAAAAAAAGCUCCUGUCUUUUUCCAAGUAUAAAAGUUCCAACUUUUUUUCUUCCAUUCCACGUAAACUAAAUUAUAAAAUUUACAACAAUAAAAGAUGAAAAAUUUCAACAGUUGAUUUUAAAAUUAUAUUUAAUUAUCUUUAAAUUUAUUUAUUACAAGCAUAAAUUAAAUAAAUUUUCGUCUUUUUCAAAAAAAAUAGUGUAUUCUGUCACUCUUUUUUUCUUUUUAAUUCAAUUUUAACAGUUUUAUUCUUUAUGUAACUAUAAUUAAGAAUUGUAUUAAAAUCUCAGUAUUCCAAAAUAAUUGCUGUUGGGAAAGGUUCAGAUUACUGGUGUUCUAAAGAACUACAUACAAUAUAGCGUUAAAACUCAAUAAUUACCUACAACAUUAUUAACUAGAUGAAUAUGUGUGAACUCACUAAAAACCAUUAAAUUUGUAUUAUAGUUUAAAUUAUUUUAAAGAAUUUUUUUUAUACCUUUGGAGGUCUAAUUCCACUGGCUCUCUUAGACUUUAAAGUUUUGUAACACGUAUAAGUAUUCUUUGUUAAGAAAACUUACUGCUCAGCAUUGCGCAUCGUAUACUUUUCAAUAUAAUAUUAGUAGAAAGUAUGUUGAAACGAUGCACCCUGUAUCUUUAUGCUUUACUGUCGUUCCUUUUUAUAUUACAAGAUGAAUACUCAGUAAAUAAUCAUGAAUUCUUAGACUAAGGCAGGUGGAUAUAUAUAUACAUAUAUAUAUAUAUAUAUAUUCUGUUUGAAUUAUUGAGAAUGCAGGGUAACAAAUUUAAAUAAUUACUGAUAAAUUUGAUUUUGCUAUAUAUAUUUUUUUUUAAAUAGAGGGUAGAAAAUAUUUUAAUUAAAUAUCAAAACUAGGUAAUUGUUAUUACGAUAAUUAAAAUCUAUUUCCUCAUUGAAUUAGUACCUACUUAUAAAAAUAAAUUUGUAUGUAAGCGUUCUAUUGACUAUAAAUUAUUAGUAUACAGUUAAGUAUGAGAAUUUCAAAAAUAAAAGUUAUAAAUGUUCAUUAUAAAAAAGAAAGAAAUUGUAGAAUAAAAUAUAAUAAAUAUUAGCUGUGAUGGGUGAUAAAUAUUCAGGACGCACUCAUUAUAAAGUUUUUAUUAGUGCCGACUGAUAUGUUAAUUGCAGAAGUGUGAUAGUAGAUACACUUAAUUUUAAUAAAUGCUUGUUUGUUUACUCAAUAUUGUUAACACUUAUUUAAUGGAUCCACAUUGCUCACUUUUAGAAAUGAAAACAUUAGAUCCCAUCUUUCGGUUUAUUAGUCUUUGCUUCUUAAAUUCGUACAAAUUCUAUCUUCUAAUAAGACAAUUUGAUUAAUUAAAUACUUUAUUAUACUCGUAUAUUCAAUCAGGUAGGUAUACUUUAAGUGUUCUCAGUUGAAUUUCAUUUUAAUUCAAUUUUUAUUAACAAAUAUUUUAUUUUAUAGUAAUGUAUGACAUUGAAAAUCCUCGUUAUAGUAAAAGAAGAAUUAUUGUUUUGUUUUGACUUUAUUUCUGUUUAGGUGAAUCUACAUACCUGUGAAUCCCGAGAACCUUCCAUCAGUCAUUGUUAUACUCUUAUAGGUCUGUGAUUUAUCAAAUAUUGAACUGAAAACUACAAUGUUUAUUAGUUUUUAUCGGAAUGAUUGUUGUGUUGCGUUAUUGCCUGUUCUGUUGAGUAGAUCGUAAUCAUAAGUACAAAAUCUAUUACUAUAUAAUUACUUAUUCGAGUGUGUGUUUUGUGUAUGUAUAUGUCAUUUACAUACAAACUUGAAUUAAAUUUGCAUAGGUACAAAGCACAUAUAUUUAAUGUUUAUAUUUUUCUACUGGUUUUAUUUAAAGUUGGUUUAAUAACCUAUAUACAUAAAAAAAAUAGGUUGAAAAAAUUAUUGUGCAAUGUUGUCCAAUUCUAGAAAAAGAAAAAUUAAUGUAAGAUUUACCAUCAAUAACUUUCUUAUUCACUAAAUUAUUUGUCUUCUAUAUAGUUUUAAAAUUUAUCCGACUUACUGUCUGUUAGUUGCCACAGUACGAAUUUUUAUGUAAUUAAUUGAUGUUAGUGAAUCGGCUAGUUUUUUUGUUUUUUUUGUUUAAAGAAAUAUUGGUAUACUUUUUAUCUUUAGUUGAUCUCUUUUAACUUUUAUGCUUACCUGUAAUUUUUGUACCCAUUACUAUGUUUUGUUUAUUUACUUCAUUCUGACUGAUACCUUUUAUUACCAAAAUCAAGUUUAGUCUUAUUAUUGAAGAAGAACAUAACCCAUUUGUACCCGUCAUACACCAAUUUAUUAAAAGGCUCUUGAAGUAGAUAAACUAUUCAUAAAAAAGAACAAAAGUUAAGGAUAUAUUUUUAUUUUAUUUUUUGAUUUUCAAUUUGUUAAAUAUUUAUAAUAAGACUCUUCAAGAAAAAAGCUUUAAAAUAAAUUUAAGAAAAUGAUAUAUUUCUUCUUAAUUACUUUUAAAAAUGAAAUAGUGAUUUUUAAUAUAUGUUUAAUUGUAUAACUUAGAUUAAAAAAAAAAAUUGAAACUGUAAUAAAUUUUAAAGAAACAUA
Nezara viridula (southern green stink bug) is the source of this 7133-nucleotide messenger RNA. The record is from the annotation of a GenBank genome assembly. Lineage: Eukaryota; Metazoa; Arthropoda; Insecta; Hemiptera; Pentatomidae.